Jaminaea rosea is the source of this 1515-nucleotide messenger RNA. RefSeq lists its product as hypothetical. Gene Ontology annotation, molecular function: cysteine-type deubiquitinase activity. The record is from RefSeq and is a predicted model, not a curated record. Gene Ontology annotation, cellular component: nucleus; cytosol. The transcript has 4 exons. NCBI's taxonomy places the organism in Eukaryota, Fungi, Basidiomycota, Exobasidiomycetes, Microstromatales. The coding region runs from base 41 to 1273 and encodes 410 amino acids. Gene Ontology annotation, biological process: endoplasmic reticulum unfolded protein response; protein deubiquitination.
CACUUUGAUUUCCACUGCACCACCAUCCACUCAUAUCUCGAUGAUCCGCAUACGACAUCCUCAGGGCGCUUCGAGCUUUCAAAUUGACGACACCACAGCAUGGCAUCAGCUCGAAAGCUUCCUCUCCGGCCUGGUCAAGGUGGAAGAUUAUGAGCUUCGCACAGGCUAUCCACCCAAACCCAUCGACACUUCCUCCCUCACUCCGUCUUCCCUCCUUUCACAACCGCCUCUGUCCAUCAAGCGGGGCGACCAGUUGAUCCUCGCCCCAAAAGCAUUGCCAAACGGCGGCGUGGCACCCUCAUCGCGACCAAACCAAUUCUCCCCUCUUGCCUUCGCAUCGUCCUCUUCCAGCAAGUCGCAACCAUCCAAUGUACCGAGCUUCAAUACGAGUAGCGCGACGGCAGUGCGAGGGGCGCCGCCACAGCAUCGGGCGGGGAGUGGUACAGAUGGAGUUGGAGGAAUGUCACGCAGCCAGCAGGUGGCGAUGAGGGCUUGUGCUGAGUCGAGCGCCGCGGCGGCAUCAGCGUCUUCGCCAGGCAGCAACAGUCAGCCCAAGACUUCAGCUGGUUCCGCCGCUGGAUCGAAGGGAUCAGUACAGGAUGGCGAGGUGUACGUCCGCCUGCCGUCCACGGGGGAGCAUCUGACGCUCAAAGUUGUGCCGGAUGAUAAUAGCUGUCUCUUUCACGCAAUCGCCGUUCUCUUCCAUCAAAAGACCGGCCUCGACGUCUGUAAGGGGCUGCGACAAGUCGUGUCACAAGGGAUUCUAGCCAACCCAGAAGACUACCCAGAAGUCGUCCUGGGCAUGCCGCCUCACGAAUACGCGCGCAAGAUCUCAGAGGAGAAGACUUGGGGAGGAGCAAUUGAGCUUUCACUCCUCUCCAACCACUUCAACACAGAGCUCGUCUCUCUCGACGUAUCAACAGGCGUGACCUAUCGAUUCGGCGAAAGUGCCUCCCCUCCCCACUCUCAGAUCGGGUAUCUGAUCCACAGCGGGAUUCACUACGACUCCCUUGUCCUCCUCCCGGCCGAGGUGGAGCCUUCGCCCGGCCAAGUGCCCCUGGACUUUGCCCGCACGCUCUUCUCUCGGGAUGAGCAGCAGCCACUGGACGCUGCGGCAAAGGAGAUGGUGGCGAAAUUGAAGGCGCGGCAUUACCAUACGGACACAGCGACGUUCGAUCUCAGGUGCGGGACGUGUGGGAGUGCCUUGGUGGGGGAGAAGGGGGCGAGUCGGCACGCCAUGGAGACUGGGCAUACGGACUUUCGGGAGGCGUGAUAGAGAAGGGGUGCUUGGAAGAAUGCUUCCAUUGCUUCAGCAGGAGGAAAGCCAAGCAAUGCAAUAGUUCUAUUUGCAACAGCCUUCCCUGCUCACAGAUCCACGCUUCACUUCUUGCCCUUCUUCUUGUUCUUCUUCUUCUUGUUCUUCUUGCUGUUCGACGACCCUCCGCCAGCGCCACUCGAUGGGGCCGCGCCCGCCUCUGCAUCGCCCGUCUUGUCGCCGGACCCUUCGCCCUCGUC